This is a messenger RNA of Symbiodinium sp. CCMP2456, 2106 nucleotides long. NCBI's taxonomy places the organism in Eukaryota, Dinophyceae, Suessiales, Symbiodiniaceae. The record is from the annotation of a GenBank genome assembly.
AUGCUACGGCGCCACGAUGCCUUGCAGUUUCUCUGUCUUUCGCUUGGCUUGUUGGUAGAGGCGCACGAAAAACCUCUCUGGCAGAACGGGCACUACCCCUACGAGGACCUGAUCUCAGAAACAGUGGCAUACUGCUACACUUCGAUCGUUCGGAAUUCCAGCUGCUGUCUCGACAGCCUUUAUGCUCCCGGUGUUCGGAAGACAGUCGUGCGGCGCGUCGGAGUUGGCUGGUGGUGCGGCAAGUCCUGCUACGACGACAAGAAGGGCUAUCGUGGCGAUGACUUGCUUUGGGUCCCUGAAGGCGCUACUUGUGAAUCCCCACGGCUGCUCUGGAUUCAUGGGGGUAGCUGGGAGUAUGGCAGCCCUGAUACCUAUUCCUAUGGCCAGCUGGCCUCCAAGCUGGCUGGGCUUUCUGGCGCCGUCGUGAUGGUACCCGAUUUCCCCCUUGCGCCUGUCGGGACCUAUCAGGUCGUGCUCCGCGCUUGCCUUGAUGCUCUGCGUUGGCUGGCGGAAGCCCCGUUGGGAGACCUGCACUGCCCACCGGGAGUGGCGCCACUUCUGGUCGGGGGUGACUCAGCGGGCGGUGGGACGGCAAUGUCCCUGACUCUGAAGUUGAAGGAGAGCGGCGGCUGGAGCCCGAAGGGCAUCCGGGAGUCUCGACCGGAGGAGCUUCCUGGAGGUCAGAUCUUGGCAGGCGCUGUGUUCUUCAGCCCAUGGACGAACCUCAAGUGUGACACGCCGGAUUACUAUUAUAAUGCUUUCGCCAAGAUUGUGGACAAGAAGGCCUUCAAAGACCCCGACUCCGGGGUGGCGUAUGUGGGCGAUCUGAUGUUUCGAGGUCAUCCACAGGAAAACUUGGACGAGUUCACGGUGAAUGCCAAGAGCUAUGUGGGCGAUGAUGACAGCUUGCUGACAGAUCCCCUGGCCUCGCCUUUCUUUGCAUCAGUGGAUGAGCUGGGAGGUGGAGGCAUUCCGCCCCUGUUUUUUGCAGUUGGCGGCUCUGAAUCCAUCCUCGGUGACAGCAUGAUCCUUGCCCAGAAGGCGGCCUUCUACGGGACCAGCGUUCAUGUGGAUGUCCACGUCGGUAUGUGGCACGACUUUCCGAUGUACUCUGAAGGUUGUGGCAGUGGGGUGCCCUUGUGGCAGGCAGCUCGCGCUCUCAAUCGAACGGCAGCAUUCAUCAAGUAUGUUGCUGCCGCGAAGCAGACUGCAACACGACUGGGCUUGAUCUGGCCACCUACGACGUCCAUUCCUGGCACGCCGCACACCAGGUAUAUCUAUGACACUACGAGGCCUGGAGCUGCCAGGUGGUUUCCAAAGGAGGUGGUGGAUGAAGCAACAGCCCCGCUAUCUUUCGCCGAUGGGUUCCCCGAGAUGGGGCCGUCUGGCAAGGCGCCACUCGUAGCACCUGAUCGUGGGGCAUACGCCCUGCUUGCCUCCGUCGGGCUUUUUGGAACUCUGAUUUCCCUCUUGGUCUACGGCAUUUGCGUGUACAGUGCGUUGUGGCGUGAGAGAAUCGCGCCAGGGGAUGCCGCGGGAGGCCCACCCGAAGGGGAGCUGGACUCCAUGAUCAGUGCCUUGGCAAGAGUCAUGUUCAUGACAGAUCUGCUUGUGGAUCACAGCCGCUUCACCAACGGAAAAUUCGAUGGUGGAUUUGAUCAAGCUGGAUUUUUAGCAAAGUGCUCUGAAACGGAGCGCCCCUUUCUGAAAGAACUGACCUCGACCCAAAUGUGGGCCAGUUGGAUAAGCCGUCGGUUGUUAUCGGGCGAGGAUUCGAAGGAUAUUGUUCUGUUCGACGAAGUCAUCGCACAAAAGCUGAACCGGAAGACGUUCAUGUUCAGCAAGACAGCAACGCCUUUCCUGAGCUUGGACUUCUCCGAAAAAGGCCACUACCGUGAAGUUCGUGUUCCGGACCCUCCAAGAGGAAGCGUGGCAGAGCCCGAAGACGAUCGAACGAGUCGAGGCGCGGUCUGGCAGCUGGAUGAGAACCGGCUCUACAAGCCUCGGCCAAUGGAGGCCAUGCUGACGCCUCAGAGAGCUACACUGCAGAAAGUGUUUUGGUUCUGCGAGGUGAUGUGUAGCAUGCCUUUAACGGCUGCAGCGUGA